Messenger RNA from Prunus avium (sweet cherry), 627 nucleotides. The record is from RefSeq and is a predicted model, not a curated record. Lineage: Eukaryota; Viridiplantae; Streptophyta; Magnoliopsida; Rosales; Rosaceae.
AUGACUGACGAAGACUUCGACUUGCCUCCAUCCCCGCUUUCUUUAGCUCAAGUUAUUCCGCUAAUCAGACCCAAUGCUACACAGAGAAGCCAAGAACUCGGAAUCAUGGCUACUAAUUAUAGCUUCGGUGCAUUAAUUGAGAGAAAGAGAGAGAUAUGGAGUGCAUUGACAUCUUCUUCUUCUUCUUCUUAUGUUGCUGCUGCUGCUGAUACUGAUACUGAUAUCCCCCCUCUGCAAGAAAAGUAUGACGUGUUUAUUAGUUUCAGAGGUGAGGAUACCCGCCGUACUAUUCUCAGCCAUCUCAGUGUUGGUUUAUGUGGGAAGAAAAUCGAGACCUACAUAGACGACAGGCUUGUGAGAGGAGAUGAAAUUGCACCUGCCCUUCUUGAAGCAAUCGAGAGAUCAGCAAUUUCGAAUGCAAGGAAAAAAAAUGGCCAGUUGGUUAUACCCAUUUUUUUCGACAUCAGCCCAUCAGAUGUACGGAAUCAACGGGGGAGUUAUGCACCUGCACUUCGUCAACUUGAAAAACGUUUCAUAGACAGUAUCGACAAGGUGCAUAAGUGGAGGGCUGCUUUGACGCAAGCAUCUAAUCUAGCUGGGUUUGAUGAUUCAGAAAAAACAGAGUAA